AUGGAACUCCCCAGCCUGGACCUCCUCUCCCGGAUCAGCUUCGCCCUCGCAAUCCUCACAAGCGUCUACUUCAUCCGCCGCACAAACAGCGAUCCCAACCCUGCACCGAAUGGAAUUGAGCGUGGAAAUCGCAAGGACAACGGCAGCAUCGCCAAAUCCGACUUCCUAAUGACUGCCGGCAACGAACUCACAAUGCGCCGCCACCUCAACUUCCUCACAGCCGUUGGAAUCUACCACGCCUUUGUCGCCGGCCUCCCGGACCAUCAGCGCACUGCCCUCUGCCCUGCAUAUACGGAUACCCCCAGUCCUAGUCCUAGUCCUACUCGUGCAGCCAACACCUCCCCCAGCGUCAACCCAGCCCUCUUCACAUGGACCCCGUAUACAGCGACCACAAUCGCAGUCCUCAUCGCCGCCGCCCUCCUCCGAGUAGCCGCGUACACGAACCUCGGCACCUCGUUUACAUUCCGCAUCACCAAGCCCCCCGCGGGGCUCAAGACGACCGGAGUGCACCGCUACGUGCGGCACCCGUCGUAUACCGCGUUUCUGAUUGUCGCGGCGUGUGUGGUGAUGCUGCUCUUCCGGGAACAGGGGCUGGUGGGGUGCUGGUUUGGCAGUGGGAUUGCGCGCGUGGUUGAGAGGGCGGCGCUGGGUUGGGGGUUUGUGGUUACGCCGGGGCUGUUCUGGGCGAGGGUUAUGCAGGAGGAGGAGUUUUUGGCGGGCGUCUUUGGGGAGCAGUGGGGGGUUUACUGUGCGAGGACGAAGAGGUUUAUUCCGGGUGUUUUUUAG
Molecule: messenger RNA, 786 nt
Organism: Aspergillus puulaauensis
Lineage: Eukaryota; Fungi; Ascomycota; Eurotiomycetes; Eurotiales; Aspergillaceae
Product: methyltransferase family protein
Exons: 1
Coding region: 1-786 (261 amino acids)
Biological process (GO): C-terminal protein methylation
Cellular component (GO): membrane
Molecular function (GO): protein C-terminal S-isoprenylcysteine carboxyl O-methyltransferase activity
Source: RefSeq, a predicted model, not a curated record